AUGACAUUGGAAGAUUUUGAAAGGGAAUUGGCGGAGAAUAAUAGGAAGGAGAAGGAGAGAGAAGAGAGAGAGCUCGAAAGGUCUAAACGAAGACAUCGACACCGCAGCGACCGCGACGAGGAUUCUAAACAUCGCUCCCAUCGACACCACCAGCAUCGUUCUCCGCAUGAUGGUCAUGGCCGUCGAGACGAUGAUGAUGAUGAUGAUGGCAGGCACAGGCACAAGAGAUCUCGACAUUCGACGAGCAAUGGGGAGGAAAGGGAACACCGGCAUAAACGACGCCAUCGAGACAGAAGUGCUCACAGGGAGAAUGAUACAAAAGGAGAGCCAAAGGAGCCUGUUAUAGAGCCAGAAUCAGAGGCCAAACUACAAAGAGAUUCAUGGAUGGAAGGCCCGUCCGGUCUUGAUAUCGAUUAUAUACACCGGCCAAAGGAGAAGCCACAGGAAGCCCCAGCAGCUCGAAUGCUUCAAGUUGAUUUCGGACAAAAACUGCAUGAGAAAGAGCUGAACCGACAUCUUCUCGAUGUUGCAGAGGACGCUGAGGCCGCGUCGGAUGCUAAUACUACACGACAAGGCGGCCCGGCGGAGGUGGACUACACAUUUGGUGAUGAAGGGUCACAAUGGCGCAUGACGAAACUCAAGGCUGUCUUCAGACAGGCAAAGGAAACCGGCCGAACCGUCGAAGAGGUUGCAAUGGAACGAUAUGGCGAUCUACAGCAUUUUGACCAUGCCAGAGAGGAAGAAAUUGAACUUGACCGAAGGGAGAGAUAUGGCAAAGAUUAUGUUGGAAAAGAGAAGCCAUCAGGGGAGCUUUUCAAAGAGAGAAAGUUGGAUAAGGAAUCGACGGGGAGGAAUAUUAAUCAACGAGAAGCCGCAAGUGACGAGGACAAACCUCCUGUACAGGGAGAGAGGAUGGAGACUGAACCCGUCCCACGGGAGACGAAAGUGCUCGAUGCCAGCUCUCUGAACAAACUGAAGGCUCAGAUGAUGAAGGCAAAAUUAAGGCGUGCACCCGAUGCCGCCGAGUUAGAAGCUCAAUAUAAUGCAGCAGUCGCUGGGGCUGCGAACCAGAAGGAAUCGGAUGUUGUCGUGCUCGGAGUCAUGGAUAAUCGCAUGCUGGCUGGUGGCAACCGAGCUGAAGUUCGCGCUGUAGAAUCCAAACGGGGUAGGGAGAGAGGCCAGGUCGAGGAAAAUGAGGAUAUGAGCAUUGAAGAUAUGGUUCGUGAAGAGCGCAGAACCCGCGGAGGUGCGGGAGAAGGGCAGCGAUUUGCUGAAAGAAUUGCCAAAGAUGCUAAAUUCGACAAUGAUCUGGAUUAUAUGGAUGAGAACGCUUCCAAGCUCGCAAAGAGAGUACACAAAUCGGAAAUCAACAUCAAAAAUGCGUCAAUAAGUGAAUUCCAAAAGAUGAAUCGAAUAUUAGAUAACUGUCCGUUAUGCCACCAUGAGGACACCGGAAAACCUCCCAUUGCACCUGUGGUAUCACUUGCAACCCGCGUCUAUCUCACUCUCCCUACAGAACCAGAGCUGAGCGAAGGCAGUACAUGCAUCGUACCCAUUCAACACCGAACUAAUCUCUUAGAAUGUGAUGAUGAUGAGUGGGAGGAGAUUCGUAACUUUAUGAAAUGUCUAACAAGAAUGUAUCAUGACCAGGGACGAGAUGUUAUUUUCUACGAGAACGCAGCUAGGCCAGGUCAGAAACGACAUGCAGCCAUGGAAGUGGUACCACUCCCAUACAGCCUCGGAGAGACGGCUCCUGCUUUCUUCAAGGAAGCAAUCCUCUCCGCAGACGAGGAAUGGACUCAGCACAAAAAAGUCAUUGAUACUCUCGCUAAAGCGCGGCAAGGCGGUGGAAAGCUCGCAUUCCGCAAUACGUUGGCCAAGGAGAUGCCUUAUUUCCAUGUUUGGUUUGAGCUCGACGGCGGUCUAGGACACGUCGUUGAAGACCCAAACCGAUGGCCAAAAGGUGACCUCUUUGCCCGAGAAAUUAUCGGAGGCAUGCUUGACUUGGGGCCCGAUGUGAUUAAGCGGCAGGGGCGGUGGCGUCACGGCACCGAUAGAAGGCUGGAUGGGUUUAGGAAACGAUGGAGGAAGUUCGACUGGACGAGAGUGUUGGCUGAGGAGUGA
Messenger RNA from Microsporum canis CBS 113480, 2124 nucleotides. Its product is annotated as cell cycle control protein cwf19. The coding region runs from base 1 to 2124 and encodes 707 amino acids. Gene Ontology annotation, biological process: mRNA splicing, via spliceosome. Gene Ontology annotation, cellular component: post-mRNA release spliceosomal complex. Lineage: Eukaryota; Fungi; Ascomycota; Eurotiomycetes; Onygenales; Arthrodermataceae. The record is from RefSeq and is a predicted model, not a curated record. The transcript is spliced from 2 exons.